Messenger RNA from Paramormyrops kingsleyae, 6385 nucleotides. RefSeq names its product histone-lysine N-methyltransferase EHMT1-like. Gene Ontology annotation, cellular component: chromatin; nucleus. Gene Ontology annotation, molecular function: zinc ion binding; histone H3K9 methyltransferase activity; p53 binding. Lineage: Eukaryota; Metazoa; Chordata; Actinopteri; Osteoglossiformes; Mormyridae. The record is from RefSeq and is a predicted model, not a curated record. Gene Ontology annotation, biological process: peptidyl-lysine dimethylation; negative regulation of transcription by RNA polymerase II.
GAGGUGAGUGGCUCAGUGGGCUCAGUCCCUGUGCCUGUGAUCGGCCGGUUCAAGGCCCGACCUUGGUAGAAUAAUCUCAUGUCCUUUUGGCACUGAUCAUCUUAAUGCUGACCUCCUCCUGGAAUGUGAAAUGCUGCUAAAUGCUUAGCCUGACAACGUGAGUGUCUGAGGGAGGGCUAAAGUCUGCUAGAAUUAAAGUGCCAUUUCUAUUUUCUGAGAUCAGCCACACUUGGCUUCACACAAUUGCUUCUGUAUUCUGAUAUGCAAGUGAUUUAUAUCAGUAACUACUAGCCAUUGUUUGUCCACACAUGCAAUCUGCUACCUUUUUUCCAUUCCGUAUAUGGAGGCUUUAGAUUGAUAUAUGGACUGCUAUCUACACUAUUUGCAUAUUAAAUAAGCUCUCCUUUCUUCACUGUAAUCACCAUUUUAAUUUUUGUAAAUCAUGAAAUAUCUCAGGCAUGUGGUAUGAUUAGUUCCUGUUUUUUUUAAGUACCCGUUUUAUUUCUGCAUCCUCUUCUACAGUACAAUUAUGGCAUUGUUCUGAUUACAGGUUAACAACGAAGUACUUGACUCAGAAAACAAAGGAUUCUCUCUUAAUUUGCAAUUUGCAUUUGUCCAAAGACCAAUCUACCCAGUUCACUUUGUAUCACAAUUUAAACAAUAGAAGAAAUGUACCUGAGAGUUAAUAAAUUGUAUGAUUUAAUUAGGUUGAAAUUUAACAUGUGCAUUCAUUUAUGUAUGAACCCCUUUAAAUGAUGACAUAACUGGUUUAUUCCUUUAUUAACCCUUGUAAAAUAUUCAUACAUGUGAUCUCAGGUAGAGCAGCAAAUUCAAUAAAAACAUACCCCUUUUAUACAAAAAGGAUGAUGGGUGACUGAGCCUGGGCUUCUGAAUUAUAUCUCUGUUCGGAUCUGCACCAGUUUUAAUUAGUGACUUUAAUAAACCACUUUAUUAAAAGUGCACUUAUAAAUCUUGCCCCAGCCUUCUAAAGCUGUGUUUUGCAGAGAAUAACCCAGCAGGCAAGGUUUACACAGUUAUAAUAAUAUCCUAUGGCUGCCAUUGUGUACAUAACAUGCGCGAGCACACACACAGAGACCUGUACUCGUAUCUUUGUGGGGACUGUCCAUUCGUUUCUAUGGGCAAGGCCCUAAUUCCAGUAAUGACAGCCUUAAACCCUACUCAGCCCUAACCUUAACCGUAAGUAACCAAAAAAAAUACAAGAUAUUAUACUGUGGGAAAUUUCAUAAAAAAUAUGGGUGACGUGCACAUCUAUGAAAAGUGCACUUUGAUUUACCUGGUGCAGAAGUACGCAUUAAUGCAGUAUGACCCAUGAGGGUGUUCCUACUGCUGACAAGAACAACUUGUUCAUAAAAUGGCUGCUUCUCUUUCAACAGCAGUAGUGGUGCUAAUGAGCAUGCCCAGUGCUAUGUCAGGGAAGAUUUGUUGGAGAGCUUGGUCAUGUGACCUUACUGAGCUCUCUGCUCGUGUGUAGUGCUCCCCUGUCUUCCCCAAUCAAUGGAAAGUCUCUGGGUAGACCAGGUGCUAUUGGUAAAUGGGGGAAAAGCUGUAUGUCUAGGAGCCCUUCACACAGCGAACACUCUGUAUGCAGUCGCACCCCUUCGCCUGUUGCUGGGCCAAACCAGGUGCGGACGGGUGAGCGGACAUGUCCAGCAGCGAGGUGGAGCGAAACGUGACCCCUGAGAGCGGGGGAGAGGGGCAGGGCUCCCCCCCGCUGCAGGCCAACCUCUGGGAGAACGGCCACCCCCACGGCUCCAUCACAGGCAGCAACGGGCUGGUGCUUAGCCAGCCGCAGGAUGGAACCCCCACGGCCAGGAGCGCUCGCUCGCCGGCCGCCGUCUGCUUGGCCGGACGUGCUGCCAAGUCGCUAUCGUCCCCCUCAGUGCAGACCCCGGGCCCCGACCCGGGCAGGCGGGCAGUCGCGGCAGGAGCGCAGGAAGCAAGAGUGGAGAACGGAGGCACUCAGGAUCCCGUACCGCCGGUUAGGGUGUAUCGAGCACGGAAGACCAUGGCCAGACCUGCCUGCAGCCAGACCACCCUUAAGCUUUUAAGCCGGGAGCCAAAAGAGUCAAACAGCGUUAGAGAGGAGAGCCGAGGGGUGCUGGAGCUGCAGCUGGAGCUGGGGAGGCCUCAGCAGGUGUCUACUUCCCAGAAGCAGCCACGUCCGAGCCAGGGGGCCCCGGCUGCCGUCCCCGGCAAGACACACACAGACAACCCCAAGAAAAUUCCCACAGCAGCCGCUGUGACUCGUAAGAAAAGGAGGAAGAUGGGGACGUACAGCCUAGUACCUAAGAAGAAAACCAAAGCGCUGAAGCAAUGCUCUCUAAUAGAGAUCUUCAAGAACGUCGCUCAGCCCUCAGCUCCUACUCAGAAAGAGAGCUUGUAUGUCAAUGGAGAUGAGGCUGAGAAUGAUUUUGAUGAGGAGUCUGAAGAUGGAGAAGAUUCGGAGACAGGAGAUCAAACAAGGGAGCAUGUUGGGGUCAGGGAGGAGGAGGGACGUGGUGCUCUCCCAGAAGGCAGUGGGGCAGCUGAGAGUGCACACCAGGGGCUGGGUGGAGAAGAUCAAAAAUCUGGAGAAUCUGCUGAAGAUGGUGAUGAGGAAGGGAACGACUCGGACAUGAGCUCAGAGACUUUCCUGAAGAAGAAGCUGAAGAAAAAAGGAAAGAGUGACAAUCCUUGGCUUAGACCAUCUAGGAAGCGCAAGCGGAAACUCAAAACUAAGACUGAAUGCAGUUCUGGAAAUGAGGUUGAAACUCAGGCCCAAGUCAGUGGCACCAAGGAAUACACAGAGCUGCCCCUAGAAUCACUGGACCUGAAAGUUCAGGAGCUCUUCCUCUCCCAGCGGACAGAUUUACCCGGUGGUGUGGAGAGCAUAGGGGAGGACAUGGUGCAGGAAUUGCCCCUGUGUAGCUGCCGCAUGGAGGCCCCGAGGAGCCGCGAGAUCCUCACGCUGGCCGACAGGAAGUGCAUGGCCACGGAGAGCAUGGAUGGGAAGCUCAGUCUGUGUCAGAGUACCGUGGUAAAGUCUGAGAUGAUGAGGCCCUCCAACAUGGUCCAGCUGCUGGUGCUGUGUGAGGACCACCGUGCUGGCAUGGUCAAGCACCAGUGCUGCCCCGGCUGCGGCUAUUUCUGCAGGGCGGGAACAUUCAUGGAGUGCCAACCAGACAGCAACAUCUCGCACCGCUUUCACCGGACCUGCGCCUCCGUGAUGAACUGCCAGACCUUCUGCCCUCACUGCGGAGAGGAGGCCAAUAAAGCCAAGGAGGUUACAAUUGCUCAGGCAGACACCACCUCUAAAAUGCCCUUAACCCUUGGCCCUGUGAAAGUUACCCUCCCUGAAAGCAAAGCAGACACCACCUCCAGGAUGGCCUCAGCCCCUGGUCCUGAGAGGGGCCCCCUGUCUGAGGGCAGGCCUGAUACCACCACUGGAGGAGGUGAGGAAAAGGCCACCAGCCCAUCACCUAAGACCCCCGAUACAUCUGAGACCAUUCCUCUUAAUGGGUCAAAGGUCGAGUCUCUGGUUUCUGCGGCGGCACUGGGAACAGGCAACGAAAGUCUGGAGAACAUUCUCCUGGUCUUGGAUGCUGAGAAGCCUAAAAAGCUGAGGUUUCACCCAAAGCAGCUGUACCUCUCCGCCAAGCAGGGGGAACUCCAUAAAGUUAUUCUGAUGCUGGUUGAUGGAGUUGAUCCAAACUUCAGGACGGACAGCCAGAGGAAGCGCACGGCCCUGCAUGCGGCAGCAGAAGCUGGUCACCAUGAAAUUUGUCACGUCCUGAUUCAGGCUGGUGCCAACCUGGAAAUGUGUGAUGAGGACCAAAGGACGCCCCUGAUGGAUUCCUGUGAGAACAACCACCUGGAGACCGUUGGGUAUCUGCUGAGAGCUGGGGCCAACGUGAAGCAUAAGGAUAUGGACGGCUCUACCUCAUUACACCUUGCUGCUAAAAGAGGACACCACAAGAUUGUGGAACAUCUCCUGUCCACAGGGUUGAUCAACAUCAACUGUCAGGACGACGGUGGAUGGACUCCUGUGAUCUGGGCCACGGAGUACAAGCAUAUCGAUCAAGUCAGACUGCUGCUCUCUCGGGGGGCCGAUGUCAAUAUCAGAGACAAGGAGGAGAAUAUCUGCCUGCACUGGGCGGCCUUCUCCGGUUCCAUGGACAUCGCCCACAUCCUGCUGGACGCCAAGUCUGACCUGCAUCCCGUCAACGUGCAUGGGGACUCACCACUGCACAUCGCAGCUCGAGAGAACCGGCUGGACUGCGUGGAGCUCUUUCUGUCACGUGGAGCCGACGUUAACCUGAAGAACCAAGAGGGGGAGACCCCUCUGGAAUGCAGCAGUCCGGGCUCCUUGGUGUGGUUGGCUCUGCAGACCAAUAGGAGACUGAAGGAGGCGGGGAGUAGAGCGGGACACCUGCAGGAGAGGCUCCUCAGCAGGGACAUCUCACGGGGUUAUGAGAACGUUCCGAUCCCGUGCGUAAAUGCAGUGGACUCUGAGCCCUGUCCAGACAACUACAGGUAUAUGCCAGACAACUGCGUGACCUCGCCACUGACCAUCGACAAGAACAUCACACACCUACAGUACUGCGUGUGCAAAGACGACUGCUCCUCUGCUCACUGUAUGUGCAGCCAGCUCAGCCUGGGCUGCUGGUAUGACAAGGAGGGUCGACUGCUGAGUGAGUUCAGCCGGGAGGAACCACCACUGAUCUUCGAAUGCAACCAUGCAUGUUCUUGCUGGAGAACCUGCAAGAACCGUGUGGUGCAGAACGGGUUCCGGGUCCGGCUGAAGCUCUUCCGCACGAGUACCAUGGGCUGGGGGGUGCAGACGCUGCAGGAUAUCCCCCAGGGAACCUUCGUGUGCGAGUAUGUGGGAGAGAUCAUUUCUGAUGCUGAAGCUGAUGUCAGGGAAGAUGACUCGUACUUGUUCAACCUGGACAAUAAGGUAGGCGACGUCUACUGUGUCGAUGCCCGAUUCUACGGCAACAUCAGCAGAUUCAUCAACCACAUGUGCGAGCCAAACUUGUUUCCUGUGCGAGUGUUCACCACGCACCAGGAUCUCCGCUUCCCGCACAUUGCAUUCUUCGCGAGCAAGAACAUCAGUGCCGGAGAUGAGCUGGGUUUUGACUACGGUAAUCACUUCUGGGAGAUCAAGAGCAAGUACUUUGCCUGCCAGUGCUCUUCGCCGAAAUGCAGACACUCAGCAGCCGCUAUCGCCCAAAGACAAGCGGACGGCAGGUCCGGGAGCCGGCCGGCCGGUGCAGUGCCUGACACCAGCUCCUCCACUGCCCCCUCCAGCCCUUGCUGAGGGUCCCCAUAUCCUGCAGUGUGAAGCAGGAGUCGCACCGAAGCCCAAACAAGUCCCACUGCGGGUCUGGCUGUCUAACCUGGGCCAUGACAGACUUGAGACUUCUGAACUUCUCUGGUCCUGAUCGCAGUUCAUUUGUUUCCCCGCCAACGGAGACAAGACUUGGGAACAAAGCACUGCGCUUGAUUACUUAUUAGAGGAGGAAUUAUAGCAUAAUGCUUUAUUCAUUAGCAUUCCUGGUGGAAACUUCUGGAUGGAAAAGAGGGUACAUCUAUUUUUAUUAGUGUGUGUAUAUAUAUAUUUUUUAACGCAGUAGGUUUUGUUUUGUUUUAAAAACUUCAUAGCCACCCCAGUUUUCAAGCUUUCCUAAGCAUCGAUUUCAUUGGUGGAAAUGACAUGAAGCAUUUGAUCACUCCCUCCCAUAUUUCUGUGGCUUCUUGUAUAAAUACUGAUAGUAUUUAUGGCAGACAUUAUAUGAUCACUUGCAUAUCCGAUCUGCCUGCAAUUACAGGUAAAGCCAUCACCUUACACAUGCUCGUGCAUUGUGGGUAGAAAAAUGGAGAAUACUUCGCACAUGCCAGUGAAGGUGGCGCCGUUUAGCAUGUCAGACUAUCUGCUUGCAGGUGUGGUUGACUGUUACUAGCACAGAACUGUAUAAAACGACAGGAUCAGACAAGCACUCUCUCAAAUAUGAAACUAAAGGUUUAAAAAGGCACAUGAGAUUAGGGUCAUGAAACCAGUUUUCCUGGAAGUUGAAUAUGAAAAGAUAUCGGAGCUGACAGUGUUGUGUAUUUUUAAUACUGGUCUAGCAUUCAGGCUGUAAGAGGAGCUCUUUUUUACGUUUCAAUUUACUGCCAGUUUUCUAAUAUAGUGUCAGCAUCCAUUUUACAUAAUUUUAUGUUUUUGGCAAGCCAGACUAUUUCCAGAAUAAUUUUAUUUUGGUUAGUGUGUUUUCCAUGUGCAUACAGCUACGUUUUAUUGUCAUGUACUUCAGGGGAGUAAAGUAUAAUUCAUGCCAUUGGCUGUAUCUUUCAUUUUUCAAUAAAUUUGCUACUCUGAAGCAUG